This is a messenger RNA of Durio zibethinus, 4467 nucleotides long. RefSeq names its product N-terminal acetyltransferase B complex auxiliary subunit NAA25-like. Gene Ontology annotation, molecular function: protein binding. The record is from RefSeq and is a predicted model, not a curated record. NCBI's taxonomy places the organism in Eukaryota, Viridiplantae, Streptophyta, Magnoliopsida, Malvales, Malvaceae. Gene Ontology annotation, cellular component: NatB complex; cytoplasm. Gene Ontology annotation, biological process: N-terminal peptidyl-methionine acetylation.
UUAUCAUAAAAAUCCAACACUUAAACCCGCUUCCAAACAGGCAGGCACUCUGAUUAGGUUUCCCACAUCUUACUUCGGCUUCCUUCAUUUCAUUCAUUCCUUAGCUUUUAUGCUCGCAACGAAGCCAGUAACACAGUGAGAUAGAGAUAACGAAUCUUUGAUCCCAAUCCUAAGACUCGAACCCCAAAAAUUAACCAGAAAAUGGCUUCCAAGUUCGGCUUAGCUGGUGGAAUUCCCGAGCGGCGGGUCCGACCCAUUUGGGACGCCAUCGAUUCUCGACAGUUCAAAACUGCUCUCAAAAUCACUACCACUCUUCUUUCCAAACAUCCCCAUUCUCCUUACGCUCUUGCUCUCAAGGCUUUGAUAUUGGAAAGGAUGGGAAAAUCCGACGAAGCACUAUCUGUUUGUUUAAAUGCGAAAGAGCUUUUGUGUAGGGAUGAGUCUCUGUUAAUGGAUGAUCUCACUCUUAGCACGCUGCAAAUUGUUUUCCAACGACUCGAUCAUUUGGAUUUGGCUACUAGCUGUUACGAGCAUGCCUGUGGGAAAUUCCCAAACAAUUUGGAACUAAUGAUGGGGCUUUUCAACUGUUAUGUUCGAGAGUAUUCGUUUGUUAAGCAGCAACAGACUGCCAUCAAAAUGUAUAAGCUUGUUGGUGAAGAAAGGUUUUUGCUCUGGGCAGUUUGUAGCAUCCAGUUGCAGGUUCUUUGUGGCAAUGGUGGAGAGAAGCUGUUACUCUUAGCUGAGGGUUUACUUAAGAAGCAUGUUGCUUCUCAUAGCUUGCAUGAGCCUGAAGCUCUUAUUGUCUACUUUUCAAUAUUGGAGCAACAAGAAAAAUAUAGUGAUGCUUUGGAAAUUCUCACGGGGAAAUUAGGAUCCCUUCUGAUGAUUGAAGUUGAUAAGCUACGGAUACAGGGGAAGCUUCUUGCUCGGGCAGGUGACUAUGCCACUGCUGCCAAUGUAUACCAGAAAAUCUUAGAACUAUGUGCGGAUGAUUGGGAGGCUUUCCUACAUUAUCUAGGCUGUUUAUUUGAGGAUGACAGCUGUUGGUCCAAUGAAACAAUCAAUGCUCCAAUUCAUCCCCCAAAAUUUGUGGAAUGCAAGCUUACACACUUGACGGAUGAAGUGUUUGAUUCUCGCAUAUCAAAUGCUUCAGCAUUUGUACAAAAGUUACGAGCAGAAGCUAGUAAUGAUUCUUUAAGAAAUCCAUACUUGGCACAUCUUGAAAUUGAAAGGAGGAAAUUCCUAUUUGGAAAGAACAACGAUGAUGAUCUUAUAGAAGCCCUUUUGCAAUAUUAUUCAAGGUUUGGACACCUUGCUUGCUUCACUUCUGAUGUUGAGGCCUUUCUUCAAGUAGUAUCACCAGAAAAGAAGAUGGAGUUUCUGGACAAGUUAAUGAAAAACUCAAACUCCCUUUCAGCAGUGCCGACUAAAGCACUGGGGCAGUCAAUAACACUUUUGAAAACACAAGAACUGAUUGGAAACAUGUUCAGGCUUUCUGUGGGUGAACUUGAAGGGUCUGCUGUACAAAUGGCUGAGUUGUACCGUAAAAACCUUCCACUUUCCAAGGAAUUGGAUCCGCAAGAGAGUAUGCAUGGUGAAGAGCUGUUAUCGAUUGUCUGCAAUGUGUUGGUUCAGUUAUUUUGGCGAACGAGAAAUCUUGGCUAUUUCGUUGAGGCGAUUAUGGUUUUGGAGUUUGGAUUAACCAUCCGAAGAUAUGUAUGGCAGUACAAAAUCUUAUUGUUGCACUUAUAUUCACACUUUGGUGCCCUUUCCUUGGCAUAUGAAAGGUAUAAAUCAUUGGAUGUGAAGAAUAUCUUGAUGGAAACUGUUUCACAUCACAUGUUGCCCCAGAUGUUGGCAUCUCCCCUGUGGGCAGAUUUAAGCAAUCUGAUAAAAGAUUACCUUAAGUUUAUGGAUGAUCACUUCAGAGAAUCUGCAGAUCUUACAUUUCUGGCUUAUCGCCAUAGAAAUUACUCUAAAGUAAUAGAAUUUGUUCAGUUCAAAGAGCGGUUGCAACAUUCAAAUCAAUAUUUGGUGGCAAGGGUUGAAUCACCAAUUCUGCAGCUAAAGCAAAGUGCAGACAAUAUUGAAGAAGAAGAGAGUAUUCUUGAGAGCUUGAAAUGCGGGAUUGACUUUGUAGAGCUCUCUAAUGAGAUUGGGUCAAAAUCGCUGACGUUCAAUGAAGAUUUCCAGUCACGACCUUGGUGGACGCCAACUAAAGAGAAAAACUAUCUUUUAGGUCCAUUUGAAGGAAUCUCAUACUAUCCUAAAGAAAAUUUGACAAAGGAAAGGGAAGCAAAUGUACGGGGAAUCGUUGAGAGGAAGUCUCUUCUUCCUCGGAUGAUAUAUUUGUCUAUUCAAAGUGCAUCAGUCUUACAAAAGGAUAGCAGUGAAAUCAAUGGUUCUCUAGCUGAUCCUAAAAUAUCCUCAGAGCUGAAGACUUUGCUUGAACGCUAUGCAAAAAUGUUGGGAUUUUCCUUAAAUGAUGCAGUAGAUGUGGUUGUGGGAGUUUCCCAUGGGCUAAAGUCUUAUGAGGCUUUUGGUUCAGACAUAAUUGACUGGUUGAACUUUGCUGUAUUUUUUAAUGCUUGGAACUUGAAUUCUCAUGAAUUUGGACAACAUGGAGGUGAAUGUACUCCUGGUAGUUGGCAUCUUGUAAAUUCUCUUCUGGAAAGCUACAUUUUGGGAAAGGUCAGAUCCAUGGAGCCUCUGAUUCAAUCUCCACAGGGUGAUUUACCUAUAUUAGUCCAACUGGUUACUGAACCAUUGGCUUGGCAUGGCCUUGUAAUUCAGUCUUGUGUCCGGUCUUGCCUUCCAUCUGGAAAGAAGAAGAAGAAGAGUGGAUCUAUGGAUCAGUCUCUCUCUUUGUUAACUCAUGCAAUUCGGGAUGCUAUACAGUCUUUAUGUGGCAUAUUAGAAGAGGUUGCAAAAUGGUCACAAGAUCAGAUCAACAGCCCAGAGGACAAUAAGAUAGACAUUUUGGUGUCCCCUCUUCGGAGAAAUGGACAGGAUGAAGGACCUGGACAGGUUUUCCAUAUUUUUGAAACUUUGGUAUCUUCCCCAAAUGAGACAGAACUUGGGAAUCGGAUCUCCCAAGCUUUACGGGAUUGGAGUCCUGUUGAUGUGGCAAGAAAAAUAGUAUCCGGACAGUGUACAGUACUCUCUGAAUUUUGGCGUAUUUGUGAAUCAAAAAUAAAGUCAUUAAAAACUUUGAAGCAGCAGAUAGCUCAGGUCUGAAGAGAGGGAUUUAUGGAAGCAACAUUGAAGCAUGUGUUAGGCCUGAUCUUUUUUCCCCCCUUUAAUCUUGGGAAUGUUAGCCGAUCCAACGUUGUACCUCUCACAGAAAGAGGUUGAAGGAAUUGAUGUUUUGGGUCCUGUUAUUCAUGAUUUGUUCUUUUCCCCUUUUUUAUCUGCUGAUUUUGAUACCAGAUAAAUGUUAGUUUGUGAUUUGACAGAUGGCCUUUCCACAGUUUUGGAAUUCAAUGUAGGUUUUCUUGUUGGAGUGUGUACACUAAAUAAAUUCCCUCCCUUUAUUCUCAUGCUUUUUUGAAUUUCUUUUUAAUUGUAGUUUCAUAUUCGUAUUUUAGAUUCUUGCAAUGUAACACCCAAAUAACUGGUAUCCAAAUCUAAAUUGAAAAGCUUUCGUCUCUUCUCCUAGGAAAAUGGUUCUUUUCUGUAGGAAGUUGGAAACUCUUGGAAUUUGACUUGGUUUGUUGUCUUGUCGAUACACAACAGGUGAUUGGGAAAACGGAUCUAAACAGGCCAUUAUAGCACAAAAAUAUUACUUCAAGCAGAACCUCCAAUAUUUAAAUCGGCUUUUUCUUUUGUUGGCAUCCUGUAACGUUUAUUUGGAAAACACAAAUGGCAUUGCCAUGUUGCAACGUUCAUCCUCCUUGUCAUGAAUGUGAACAUAGUAAACGAAACCAUGAACUUUUGAAUCGUUAUUCGUUCAUUUUUCUUGCCAUUAUCUUUUACUCAUUAAGUUAUUGUAUUUUGUCAAGCAUAUCGUGGCAUUUCAACGAUGUUUAAAUUGAAUAAGAGGGUUGGUAGCCGUAUGUAUUUGAGAAGCAAAGUUAGUAGAAAGGGAAUACGAAGACAAGCAUUGCCAUUGGACUGUUGGUUUCUACUGUCAAUGCCAUGACGGUAGACUGUUAAAGACAGAGUCAGAGACCAACAUUUCUGUUGACGGUUCAAUUGAUUACUUAAAGGUCCCGACAGAAAUUGUGCAGGUUUAGCAUGCCUGAAAAUAUUUAGUAAAUUCAUUCUAUGUUUUUUUAAUCUGAAGUCAGUUGGUAGGCUACCUACUUCAUUAUUGUAAUCUGCAUUGUAACAAACUGUUGAAAAACAUUGAUCUUCUAGUUUACAUAGAAAAUAAUGGGGAGUAGACCUGUCAAACCUGCUUCAUUUCAAUAUUAAUCACCUACUAUAGAAGAAAAUAACCUUUUGCUUGUUGAGUCGGUACCUUGA